Phaethon lepturus (White-tailed tropicbird) is the source of this 216-nucleotide messenger RNA. RefSeq names its product late endosomal/lysosomal adaptor, MAPK and MTOR activator 4 (gene LAMTOR4). Gene Ontology annotation, molecular function: guanyl-nucleotide exchange factor activity. The annotation marks the transcript as partial. The record is from RefSeq and is a predicted model, not a curated record. The transcript is spliced from 2 exons. Gene Ontology annotation, cellular component: Ragulator complex; lysosome. NCBI's taxonomy places the organism in Eukaryota, Metazoa, Chordata, Aves, Phaethontiformes, Phaethontidae. Gene Ontology annotation, biological process: positive regulation of TOR signaling; cellular response to amino acid stimulus.
UCAUCGGGCGACCUGGAGAACGAUGAGCAGACGGCCGCCAUCCUCUCAGAACUGGUGGCCACGGCCUGUGGGCUGCAGCUCCAGCGUGGCCAUGACCCCCCCUUCAAGCGCCUGUCAGUGGUGUUUGGGGAACACUCCCUCCUCGUCACCGUCUCCGGACAGAAGGUCUUCGUGGUGAAGCGGCAGAACCAUGUCCAGGAGCCUGUUGCCGUCUGA